Molecule: messenger RNA, 2804 nt
Organism: Caenorhabditis sp. 36 PRJEB53466
Lineage: Eukaryota; Metazoa; Nematoda; Chromadorea; Rhabditida; Rhabditidae
Source: the annotation of a GenBank genome assembly
AUGACGUCUUUUCCGACCACGCUAGCCGAAUAUUACAACACGACGUACUCGAAAUGCGCCCAAAUGUUCGGACUAAUCGACUCGCCCGAGUUCCUGUCAAUCGGAUCAAAGUCGCUGGCGCUCGUGAUCAUUCCGAUCAACUUGUUCGGAUUUCUGUGCAUUCUGUGUCGGACGCCCAAGUACAUGAAGGGAUUCAAGUGGCAUCUGAUGCACUUGCACUUUUGGUAAGCCCGCACGGCGACAAAAAACGUAAAAAGGGGCGUGGAGCCUAGCGUGCACCGUUUUAUCACCAUUUUGGCGCGAAAUUCGAAAUUUAACCCCAUUUUUCAUGUUUUUCGUAAAAAAUUACCCAAAUUUUGUACGGGUUUCGACGAUGUAAUUGCAUAACUUUGUUAAACAAAUCACCGCGCACUUUUUGAGCUUAAAACGAGCACGUUUCAUUCAGAAAUGAAUCAAUUGAAUCGAUUUUCAAGUUUUGUGCUGAAAAUGCGCGAAUUUCAGUCAUUCGCCGAUACUUUUUGCCGUUUGAACGCUUAAAAUACUCGAAUUAACGUGCUUAAUCACUUCCGACACUCAUUUCGUCUCAAAACUAUCCACAUCGGCCGGUAUGAAAAUUCCGAAUUGCGAAUGAUGCCAAAAACGUCUCAAACGCGGCGUUUUCACGAAAAUUUCAAUAUUUUCUCUCUUUAAUGUCUUCUUUCGUCGAUAUAAAACGCAAAAAUAUCGGAAAACUGCUGGAAUUGCGGCAAUUUUCAAGAAACGCGUCUCAGAAUAGGCCACGCCCCUUUUUACACUUUUGGUCGCCGUGAGCCCUACUUUAUUUCAGACUUGCCAAAUUACGGGCCGGCCCGGUCGGCCCGGCUCAAAAGGCGCGAAUUCAAAUUUUUGGGGGAAAUCUAUUUUUUCGUUUUUUUGCGGGGAUCAAAAUUAAAAAAUUUGCAGGGAUCAAAAUUAAAAAUUGCUUUCAUGCCAAUAAAAACUAUUUUUGAGAACUACAUUUCUUUUUUAUGCUCGAUACUUGCAAAAUUCGUUAGUUCUACGAAAAACAAACAUUUUAUUUCAUCAAUAGUUCAAAAUUUGGAUUCCCGCUUUUUGAACCGGGCCGGAGUUUUGAAAAUUUCGGCCCGGCCCGGCCCGUGGCAACUCUGCUUUAUUUAUUGUGAAACAAACGUUGAUAUUAGGUUUCUAAUGCUGACCACGUGCUACACCCUCCUCACCACUCCCUAUCGCUUUUAUCCGGCUGAAGUCAGGUGCUCUGUUGGGUUGUUCCGAUCACUCGGGAUUCGGUCCGAGUAUCAGGUGAUGAGCGUUCAGUUUGUGUACGGAGGAAUCGUCUCUGCGGUUAUUAUGCUCUUCGAGAACCGACAUCAACACUUGGUACCGCCUACGGACAUCUUUUAUCAUAUCCGUGACACUCAUCGAAUUGUACUAGGGGUUUUGAACUUUUUCUUGGGAAGCGCUAACUUUCUGCCGGCGCUCAUGCACUUUGUGCUCUCGGAAGAUCGUCAAGAACAGCUAAAGUUAGCCUACCUCCAACUGGUCCCCUGCCCCACAGAACUCUACUUCGAUGCAUGUUCCGUCGCCUACGACCCAUCUACAAAUGUCUGGAGCGUGGUGGCCGCGGCCGCCAACUGGACAUCCGUUGUUCAAUUGAUAUUUUUCAUCGCUCACAGUUUCUGGUACCUACGGAAGGCUCGGCAGAUGAACACCUUCUCGGACCGAACGAAACGGCUUCAGAAGGCGUUUUUCACGGCGGCUCUCGCUCAGGUGUCUGCUCCGAUUUGUGUGAUUGCGGCUCCGUUGGCUGUGCUCAGCUAUGUCAUGGCUAGCGGACAGUACUUGCAAGGUGAGAGAGCUUCAACACGUACCCCCCUACACGGUCUCCAGAGCUGACAAUGGGCGCAAGUGCGCCCCGCCCAAUAGAGCGAUACAUUGGCGCGAAAUUCAAAUUUUAACAGCGCAAAAUUUGUGUUUUUUGCCAGAUUAGCCACGAAAAAUCGAUAAUUUCUCAUUUGUCUCUCGAUAGACCGAUUGUAUAGGCUAUUACGAAUUGUUUAAGCGCAAGAGCGUUAAAUUUGGUCACGUCGCAAAUCACAUUUAUCCGCUUGAAGGUUUUGGGCUAAAACUGAGUGAAUUUCAGUUGCUUUUCGGUAAUUUUCGCGGUUCGACCGCUCAAAAUGUUUGUAUUUACGUGAUUUAUCAUUCUCAAAACCAAUUCUCUCUGAAAACGGUCAAGAAAGCGCAAAAUGAGAAGUGCGGUUUUUAGGCGGCGAAGGCGGCGAAGGCGAAAAAGCAAAGUCCUCGAAAAGCGCGCCAAAACGUCAUAAAUUCUGUGGGAAUUAGUGUGUUUCCAUGUCGAACAAUCAUUUUUCAUCGCCUUUGACGACAAAAAUCAGAGAAAACCUGCUCAAUUCAUGAAAACGCCAUUUGGCCGCCGAGGCCACGCCCAUAUUGUCAGCUCUGGAGACCGUAGCCCCUAUAAUAGAGUUAUUCAGGCUGUAAAAAAAAAUGAUUGUUUUCCGUUUUUUUUUCGUUUUUUUACGUCAAAAAAUCCAAUUCAGCGAUGUAAAAAAAACGAAAAAAAAACGGAAAAAAAACAUACGCUGAAUAGCCCCAUAAACAAAAGUGUUUCAGGCCUGAUCAACGUGUGCAUCCUGGCCAUUCCCGCCCAUAGUCUCUUCUCCACAGCCGCUCUCCUCUACUUCAUCACUCCCUAUCGAACGUUCGUCAAAAGUUUGCUGCGGAUAGACGGCGGCGCACAUGACCAUCCAAAAGUUCGAGUGACCAUGGUCUCCAGUGUAUGA